Molecule: messenger RNA, 681 nt
Organism: Yamadazyma jaroonii
Lineage: Eukaryota; Fungi; Ascomycota; Pichiomycetes; Serinales; Debaryomycetaceae
Source: the annotation of a GenBank genome assembly
AUGUUCAAGACAGGAUUAUCCAACUUAUUGCCUGGUUUAAAGAGUAAAUCUUCAACUAAUGGACAUAAUUUUAUAAAUGGAUCGAUAUCUUCAAUAUUUAAAGGUUCGGUUUCUUCAAUUUCUUCAUCAUCAAACAACAAUUCUAUAAUAUUUCCAUCAUCAUAUUCAAGCAAAAGAUCAUUAGCUACAGUAUCAAGAAAUAGUAAUGUUCCUGUGAAGAAAUCUAUGCAAAAUACUGUUUUAUGGAAAUUGUAUGGUACCUUCAAUAGACACAAUACUUUAUUGACAUUCGUUGCAGUAGUUGAUGAUCCAAACUUUUUAAAUAAGAACCCAAAUUUACCAUAUACUGAACAAGUUUUACAUUACUUACAAUUACCACAUCAUCCACAAAUCCAUGUAAGUGCUGGACAAUUAGGAUUUAAGAAAUCACAAAGAUCUGAAUAUGAAGCCGGUUAUCAAGUUUCAUCAAGAAUGUUCAAAUUAAUUGAAGAACAAAAUUUAUUGAAUAAUAAUUUAAAAGUCGAAUUAGUCUUAAAGAAUUACGGUAAAGGUAGAGAAGCAUUUUUGAAUGCUUUACAAGGUAAAGAAGGUUCAUAUUUAAAAAAUCAUAUCAUUAGAAUUAGUGACGCUACUAAAUUGAAAUUCGGUGGUACUAGAUCUAAAAAAUUACGUCGUUUAUAG